Messenger RNA from Anopheles nili, 4617 nucleotides. It is a transcript of the gene 14-3-3zeta, whose product is annotated as 14-3-3 protein zeta. Lineage: Eukaryota; Metazoa; Arthropoda; Insecta; Diptera; Culicidae. Gene Ontology annotation, biological process: signal transduction. The record is from RefSeq and is a predicted model, not a curated record. Gene Ontology annotation, cellular component: cytoplasm. The transcript has 7 exons. Bases 278 to 1024 code for a protein of 248 amino acids.
AGUGUGUAGUUGGAGCGUUGGCUUUGGCUCUUCGCGUUCGUCGUCGUCGUCGUCGGUGUCAUCGCAGUUGAGCCGUCGUCGUUGGUGUUUUUUGCUGCUGCUGGCUGGUGGAGGAAAAGCGAGACUCGUGUGCCCACCACCGCCAACCACCUUUUCCCUCCCUCACAACACCACCGCGCAACCGGUUCACGCCACCGUGUGCACACCCGGAAAGUGCCAAGUGAAGUUGCUCUCGUUUUAAGCUAGUGAAAGUAAAGGCUAAAAAAGAACACUCAAAAUGUCUACCGUCGACAAGGAAGAGCUAGUUCAGAAGGCAAAACUUGCCGAACAAUCUGAACGAUAUGAUGACAUGGCACAGGCGAUGAAAUCAGUGACAGAAACCGGAGUCGAACUUUCAAAUGAAGAAAGGAAUUUACUUUCCGUUGCUUACAAGAACGUUGUCGGAGCGCGAAGAUCUUCAUGGCGAGUAAUAUCCUCGAUUGAACAGAAAACCGAAUCCUCUGUCCGCAAACAACAACUGGCACGAGAGUACCGGGAACGAGUUGAGAAAGAACUGAGGGAAAUCUGCUACGAAGUGCUGGGCCUGUUGGACAAAUUCUUAAUUCCCAAAGCCAGUAAUCCAGAGAGCAAGGUGUUUUACCUCAAAAUGAAGGGCGACUACUACAGAUACCUUGCUGAAGUAGCCACCGGCGAAACCCGCCACACCGUAGUUGACGAUUCCCAAGCCGCGUACCAGGAUGCCUUUGAAAUUAGUAAAGGCAAAAUGCAGCCAACGCACCCCAUCCGGUUGGGUCUCGCGCUCAAUUUCUCAGUCUUCUAUUACGAGAUCCUAAACUCUCCCGACAAAGCCUGCCAACUGGCUAAACAGGCAUUCGAUGACGCGAUUGCCGAGCUCGAUACGUUGAACGAGGACUCCUACAAAGACUCGACACUCAUCAUGCAGCUGCUGCGAGACAACCUGACGCUUUGGACGUCCGAUACCCAGGGUGACGGCGACGAACCACAGGAGGGUGGCGAUAAUUAACCAAACUAAAAUUAAAGCGAAACAAAACCACACAACCCAUACACACUACCAACACUCAAACAAAGACACACAUACACACAUACACGAACACGUACACACACACACAUACAGACGCGAUACUCUACACUGCAAACACACUCUUAAAGCAUAAUAGAAAUUCCUUUUGACUAUUGAUUAAUACGAGAACACAAGUGCGGAACGGAAUGGAUGCAAACCAGUAGAGAAGCGAGCGAAGAACCAGUCUAGCUUCCGCGAAAUAGAACAAGAUGAAGAAGAAAAAGAAAUCAUUCAAAUGCAGAAAGAACAAGAGCAUACUGCGUAACCGCGGCGUCUCAAAAUAGCCAAUGGCGUUGGAAAUGAGCAGCAGCAAGAGAAGCGUGAUGAGCAGAGGCAGAAGGACACAGAAAAAGAGAUAGAAAGAAGGUUGCGCUUGCGACUCGCAAAAAGGAUAUCAGUGCAAGAUGGAAAGGUAUUAAAAUGGCUUUUCAGCUUGUCAGCUGGCCCAAUCGUCCUGGCGGCUUCGCGGUGGCGAGGAAGAAAAACAAACGGAAUAAAUCAGUUCAAUUUAUUUUUGAGCGAAAAGAGAUAGCGUCACCAAGAAUGCCACAGAGCUUUAGCGCGAAGGAACGACGAAAAAGACGAAUCAUGCAAUUGUCGAGCGCGGGAUCAUAUCCUUCCUCGCCAGUCGUUCGUCCUUCGUCGUCGUUUUUCUCAGCGCUCGCGUGCGCGCGCAGUGUAUGUGUGUAAUGUCGGCUAUAAAGUCAGGAUAACAUGGUUUAAUUUUGAUGCUUUUAAGAAGCGCGGAAUAAAGGAUUGGUAUCACAACAACCGAACAAGUAAGAUAUGAUGGCGAGAGCAAGAAGAACAAGGCGCGUGGGCUGCGAACCGUUUGAAAGAAAGCUUCUUUUGGUGAACUUGUUUUCCUGCCGGUGCGCUUAGACGCCUGCUGGGGAGCACGAGACGCAAAUACACACACAUACCGGUAGAACGAGUGAAAUCGUGAAAGCUGCUGACACCCGCGCAAGCAGAAGAUCGUACGGAAGGGAGAGGCUUAGGGCUCAGGUUUUUGUCAGAUCAAUCAGAUCGAGCACGGAUAACGUGUUCACGCACCAAGAACCAGAGCGGAAAGAUCUUGAAGGAUGUGAAGUGUGGCAAAAAAGGCGAACAGCAAGCAAGCAAAAGAAGAACCAGGAGAAGAAGAAAAACUCAACAACUACAUGUUUAUAUGUAUGUUCUAUUGCUAUAGUCCCUUCUUCCCUUGAAUGGCCCUGAGAGAAUGUCGUCCUGUGGGGUGGAUAUUUAUAGAUAUUUAUGUGUGUUGUGUGUGGAGAUGUUUCCAAAAUUCCGUGGAACUUUUGUCCAUUGGUGUGCCGGGGGCAGUGUGUGUGUGUUGACCCGAGCGGGUAAUGUUGUGCUUUGGAAGCUCAGGCUGCGUGGCGCUGAAGAGAUACACUCCGUAUCCAGCCUCAUUUUCUCGUGUGGAAGUGUGCGUAGAUCUGCGUAGAUCCUUACCAGCGCUCGGUGUAGUGCAAAUGAUCCGAAGGAAAACGCAAGGAUCCUGUGGGGAAGAUGGCUAAGAUAUGAAGAAUCCACUUCAUCGUGAGCAAGCUGAAGAAGAAGAAGUACACAUUUAAACCUUCUCUGCUGCACUGUUUAUCAGAACAGGUGCAUAAUUGCCUCCCGCCCUCCCUCUCCCUUGUCUGUUUCCCCUUUUUUGUAAGAUGGAAUCAUUGAUCGAUAUAUGGCGGAGCAGAAUUUCUAUAGAUGUCUACAAAAAGCAAAACAAAAAUAAUCUAAAACCCCCCGCAGAAGAAUGCACACCACACCCCCUCUUCCUGCUGUGUGCUCUACACUCCCCCCACCAAAAUUCCACUGCACAGACGUUACCUCGCCCCCCCCCCCCCCCAACCCCAGGAAUCUUUUGGCCACAGGAAAUAGGAAAAAAUCAGAUGUGUGUCUGUCUGUGUGUGUAUGUAUGCAUUUUUUAUGUGCGCGUUCCCACUUGGGAGUCCAAAUCGCGCGUGGUCCUUCUCGGUUGUGUAACCAGCGUGCACCAACACACACACACACACAUGCACAGGAGGGGAGGGGAUGUGGCUUAAGGAAGGCAGCGUGUAGUGGCAGGUGUGCGGUUUUUGGCUUGGACACAUUUUGCAACCCCAUGGCCAGCAGCAGCCACACAUGCUCGAGCACCUCGCGCUUUUCCCAGGCCAUGACGGGGGUUUGUAUGCCGAAAUGGAAGCGAAAGUAUGAUUUGAAAACAAAAAAACAGAAAACGGCUGGUGUUUCGUGUGUCGUAUUUGAAAGAGCAAACUUAACGCCACUUCCUUUCUAAGCAAAACAAGACAGAGAAACAAAGAAAAAAAAUCCCAGAUCACAAAUUGUGAAAUACGCAUGGCAGGAAGGAAGGAGAGCCCGCGGCGCACAGUUGGUGGAGGUAAAGGAGAGGGCGGUGGGAGUUAGCUAAAACUUUUUAUCUAUAAUAAUGUGGCCAAGAGACAUGUUGUUUCGUACCGUGGUGGCAAGAAGAGGAGACAGGAGGAGGGAGUUUGGAGUAUGUGUUUGAUUUUUGAUUUUUUGUGCAACCUGAGAUUGAGCCGUUUCCGGGGACGUCAAAAGCGUCCAGUUUACACGGGAUAUCUCAGAGAGCAAAGCGAGGGAAAGCGAGGAAACUAGUUUAAUAUGAACAAACAAAGCAAAGAAAAAGUCGUCUUACAUCAUUACAUAGAAGCAUCAACAAACGAAUCUAGCGCAGAAGGUUCCCUCUCGGUGUCCCACAGUUCCUCAAAUUGGGGACAGGGAUUAGGAACAGCGACUUCGCACGACACGAACACCACCACCACCGUCGUCGAAGAGGGAACUUUCUGCGAGCACAUGGUUUCUAUGCGUGCAACGGAAAGCGCAAAUGUUGCGGUUCCAAAGAGCGCACCCGCAACCGCCACUUGGGCGGGCAGAAAAGAACAAACAAACACGCAAAAAGAAAACAUCAAAUGGAAAUUAUUACUCUUGUAAAAGAAAAAAAACAACAUCUUGAGACACAAAUCGUUGUCGUCGUCGUCGUCGUCGUCGUCACCGCCGCCGCGGCGGUUUAAUCAAACAAAAGAGCAAAACACAAACAAGUGAACAAUGUCAAAAUAAAAAGAGAAGAAAAAAAAACCUUUACAAAGCAUGGAUGUUGCAAGGGAAAGGGGAGAAAAUGAAGAUUUUCCCGCGGAAGGAGCGCAAACAACACACAAGAGCAUUGUUAAAGGGAAGGAGAAAAAGAAACACUCAAACCAAACAGUCCAACAACAACAGCAACCAACACAUGCUCACAAAACACACCCACACUCUCACACGCAUACAUACAUACACACUGUGAAAGAAAGCAGCAUGCAAACAAAAAAAUGUAAAAGGCGCGCGCGGUCUCAAGCUGCUUUCGCUGAGAGGAAUCAACGUAAACCGAUCCCCGAACCCCCAGAAGAGAGAAGAAGAAGAAGAAAAAACAUUGAAUUCGUUCGCGCCACUACACUACAAUACUACUGGUUCCGUGAAAUAAGGCUACUUUGUUUUGCUCUAUUCGUGAAAUAAUAAAACGUUGUAAAAACCACUGA